Molecule: messenger RNA, 835 nt
Organism: Panicum virgatum (switchgrass)
Lineage: Eukaryota; Viridiplantae; Streptophyta; Magnoliopsida; Poales; Poaceae
Product: FCS-Like Zinc finger 1-like
Exons: 1
Coding region: 128-418 (96 amino acids)
Source: RefSeq, a predicted model, not a curated record
CUCGGCCUCCAGAACCCGAACUCACCUCACCACCAAGGCUCCACCUUCCUCCUCCUCCGGUCCUCCGCCGCCACCGAAGCAGCGACAGCCAGCUAGAGAAGCAGCAGCACCUACUCCUCUACUCAGAAUGGCCUCUGCCUUCUUCUUCGACGCCGAGCCGCUCUGCGAGCCCAGCGCGCCGGCGCUGGACGUGUGCGCGCUCUGCGCCAAGCCGCUGGGCCGCGACAGCGACAUCUUCAUGUACAUGGGGGACACGCCCUUCUGCAGCGAGGAGUGCCGCCACGAGCAGAUGCAGCUAGACGCCAUGCGCGCCAGGCAGGCCGCCAGGUCCGCCGCCCGGAGGCAGCAGCAGCAGUACUCGGGCAGGGCGGAGUCGUCGCGCCACCACGAGUCCAGUAAGGUGUCCGUGGCGACCUGAAUGAACCUGCAAAGCCCGGAACAUCUUCCGCUAGCUUCUGUGUUGUUGGCAAGUUUUCUGCACCUGAAGAUCAGUCGAUGGAGCCGAUGGGAUAAAGGAGUUCGGUUUCCCCGUCUCCGUAGCCCGGCCGCCGGAGCAGUGCGCCGCUGCCCAUCGGCGCCGGAGAGCGAAGAACCUUGGGAUCUGGGGGAGGAAGUUCAUCGGAUCAGCUUGCUUGUGGCUUUGGCCUUCUGAGCCGCCCACUAGGCACCACAACCCCCUUUUCCACGCUCUCAAGUUUGGCUCAUCGGGUGUGCGCGAGUGUUUUUUCAGCUUUCAUUGUACACCACUUUGAUCCUUCUGUAAAUCCAAUGCAUUUGGGAAUCUUGUUUCCAUAUUUGAGCAAAUUUUGAGGAAAAGCAUUUGCCUUGCCUGAAA